This is a messenger RNA of Mercurialis annua (annual mercury), 1720 nucleotides long. RefSeq lists its product as uncharacterized. Bases 137 to 1303 code for a protein of 388 amino acids. Lineage: Eukaryota; Viridiplantae; Streptophyta; Magnoliopsida; Malpighiales; Euphorbiaceae. The record is from RefSeq and is a predicted model, not a curated record. Gene Ontology annotation, cellular component: endoplasmic reticulum. The transcript is spliced from 8 exons. Gene Ontology annotation, molecular function: calcium ion binding.
CUUAGUUGAUUCCAAUCGUCUUCCUCUUCAUCUUCUACAUAAGUCCCAAAUUGUCAAAACCCAACAAAUUAAUCAAAUAAAACCCUCUUCACUUCUCCAGAUUCGAUCUCUCAAUUGCAAAAUAGUCAGAAAAACAAUGGCAAAACUUUCAGUUUUCAUUUACAUUACAUUAGCACUUCUCUUAAUCAUACUAAUCUCCCACUCCCCAACUAAACCCUCAUCUACCUCCCUCCGCAACCAGCACCGCCGUCUAAAGCUCCGCUCCAAUUUCACAUUCUCCGACCAAACUAAUCCACUCCACCAACACCACGACCCUAUUCCGUUCGACCCUCUCGUCGCCGACAUAGAGCGCCGCCGUGAAGACAGGCACUGGGAGAAGCAUUACUUCGAGAAUGCCCAUCCUGAAACCCUUAAAGAAACAGACCAGCAUGAAGUUCACUCUGCUCCUGGUCAUGAGUCCCAGCCUGAGUGGGAGGAUUUUAUGGAUGCUGAGGAUUAUUUGAAUGAUGAGGAGAAAUUUAAUGUUACUAGCAGGUUGUUGCUGCUGUUUCCCAAGAUUGAUGUGGAUCCAGUUGAUGGAUUUGUGACUGAGCAUGAGCUGACUGAGUGGAAUUUGGAGCAGUCUCAGCGGGAAGUUAUGCAUAGGACUCAGAGAGAGAUGGAUGUUCAUGAUAAAAAUCAUGAUGGUUUUAUUUCGUUUUCUGAGUAUGAAGCUCCUAGCUGGGUUCAUAAUUCAGAUAAUAAUACUUUUGGCUAUGAUAUGGGCUGGUGGAAGGAAGGACAUUUUAAUGCAUCAGAUGCAGAUGGAGAUGGGCUUUUGAAUAUAACAGAGUUCAAUGACUUUCUGCAUCCAGCUGACAGCAAAAACCCAAAGCUACUACAGUGGUUGUGCAUGGAGGAAGUAAGGGAAAGAGAUUCUGACAAAGAUGGGAAAGUUAAUUUUAAAGAAUUCUUUCAUGGACUAUUUGACUUAGUGAGAAAUUAUGAUGAAGAAAGUCAGAACUCUUCGCAUCCUGCUGAUGAUUCUAUGGAGGCCCCAGCUAAGGUCUUGUUUGCUCAAUUAGACAAAGAUGGCGACGGAUAUAUGUCGCAUGUCGAAAUGCUACCUAUAAUUGGGAAACUUCAUCCAUCAGAGCGCUACUAUGCAAAACAACAAGCAGAUUACAUCAUAACACAGGCUGAUACAAAUAAAGAUGGGCGACUAUCAUUGACAGAGAUGAUCGAGAACCCAUACGUAUUCUAUAGCGCUAUUUUCAGCGACGAAGACGAAGACGAUUAUGAUUUCCAUGACGAGUUCCGUUAGUAUGCCACGAAGAACAGAAAAAAUCCGGCAAGAAUUUUGUGCAUGAUAGAAGUAGUAUGGAUUACGAGAAGGGUUACGCAAGUUGGUGAAGGUGGAGCUCCAAAGUAUCAGAACACCUGCUGAAUUAUUGUGCGAUGAUGCAUUUGGUCUUUGUAGAUGUGUCUGAUACUGCAAGCUCAAAUACUCUGGCAGAUUACGAGGUGCUCUGCCCAUACAAGAAUGCAAACUGCCCCUGCGAAAUAGGGGACAGUAAUUGGAAAAUCAAGAUAUUAGAUUAGUUUUAGAAGAAUUGAGUAUUCUAUUUCUUUUUUCUCAAUUUGUGAUAUAAAAUACUGUUCUUUUUCUCAAAGUUAGAUUCAAAUUUAAAGUAAGAUUCGAACCCGACCUAAGAUACACGGCGAGGGUCCUUUACAACUA